Priapulus caudatus is the source of this 714-nucleotide messenger RNA. RefSeq names its product adenosine receptor A1-like. Gene Ontology annotation, molecular function: G protein-coupled receptor activity. Lineage: Eukaryota; Metazoa; Priapulida; Priapulimorpha; Priapulimorphida; Priapulidae. The coding region runs from base 1 to 621 and encodes 206 amino acids. The record is from RefSeq and is a predicted model, not a curated record. Gene Ontology annotation, biological process: G protein-coupled receptor signaling pathway. Gene Ontology annotation, cellular component: membrane. The transcript has 3 exons.
AUGAAGCUACUGGAGAUCAACUGUAUAGUAACCAACACAUUCGGGGUUUCUUUCUCUCUUUCUUGCAGGUGUUUCUUUGUUGAGAUCAUAAAUUUCCAUUACUUGGCGUUCUUCUUCUUCUUCGUCGUCGUCCCAUCUUCACUCAUCAUUACGAUUCUCUACAUUUUGAUCUUCAACGCUAUCAGGAAGCAGUUAAACAAGAUGGCCUCCAACACGUGCGCGUCGCAGUACGCCGACAAAGUGGCGCCGCCUGGCGACGACGCGAAUAAAAAAUCCAUGGGUGGCAGACGGUGGCGGAAAGAAGUCCAGAUCGCGAAAGUCCUCUUCAUGAUCAUCGUCUUCUUCUUCGCGAGCUGGUACCCUCUCUUCACGGCCAACUUCGUCAGCGCGUUUUUCUACAUGGUUCCCUUCCCCACGGUUCGCGUCCUGAUCUACAUAUCGCACGCAAACAGCGCUAUUAACCCUUUCCUUUACGGGAUAGCGAGUCAGGAGUUUCGCUCGGAGUACGGGAGAGUUUUCGCGCGUAUCUUCUGCUGCCGAGCGGCGCAGGAGGUCGCCGUAGAAGUGUCCAGUACGAGCGGUCAGCAGACGAAGCCGCCGCAAAGCUUGUCCGCAGAUUGAUUGAUACGCGAUAUACCGAUUUAUACGAUUGAUCGUAGCCAUUGGUCUGCAUAGAUUCAUAUAGUCAAUCGCAUGCGCGUGCGUGUGUACGUA